GGCACACAGCUCCCAUUUCCGCUCUACAUCCGACUCUUUGAGAGUGGAAGAUCUCAAUAAACUCGUAGCGAUUGACGUUAUCACAACGUCCCUAUUUAGCAGUCAUGUCGGCUAAGAUCUUUCUAACUGGCGGCACCGGAUACAUCGGCGGCGACGUCCUCUACACGAUUGUCCACACCCAUCCUGAAUACGACAUCUCAGCCCUCGUCCGCGAUAGCACCAAAGGUGCCCUCUUCGCAAAGCAGUACCCCCAGCUCCGCCUCGUCUACGGCACUCUUGACGACACUCAGCUCCUUGCCAAAGAAGCUGCCGCUGCAGAUAUCGUAGUCCACUGCGCCCACGCCGACCACGUAGCCUCUGCCGAAGCCCUCAUCAAGGGUCUCACGGGAAAGCCAUCCGGUAAAGGCUUCCUGAUCCAUACGGGCGGCUCGGGCAUUCUCUGCGCCGAUGAUCUGGAAACUGGAAGGUACGGGGAGCCAUCGGAUCAGGUGUAUGAUGAUUGGGAUGGCCUCAGCGUUGUGACGAGUCUACCUGACUCAGCUCCACAUCGGAUUGUAGACAAAGUUGUACUUGCCGGCGCAUCGGAUGCGUUGAAGACGGCGAUUGUUUGUCCACCUACUAUCUAUGGUCUUGGGCGUGGACCAGGCAAUCAUCGCUCUAUCCAGGCGUACAGUAUGACUCGCACGACGCUCAAGCGAGGAAAAGGUGUACGAGUAGGGAAAGGCUUAAAUAAUUGGACAAUGGUCCACGUGCAUGACUUGUCUGGCUUGUUCCUCACCCUUGUCGAGGCAGCAGCACGGGGCGGUGGCAAGGCCGCCUGGGGCGCGGAAGGGUACUAUUUCGCCGAGAAUGGAGAGUUCCUGUGGGGUGAGGUCAGCGAGGCGAUUGCGAAGGAGACUGCGAAAAGAGGCUUCACAAAGACAGAUGAAGUCGAAAGUAUUGGUUCUGAGGAGGCUGAUAAAGAGUGCGUCUCCGGUGCUUUCUUGUGGGGGACAAACUCAAGAUGUAAGGCGAUUCGGGCGCGAAAAGUACUUGGAUGGGAACCUAAGGGCAAGAGCUUGUGGAGCGAGAUUCCGGAUAUCGUUGAUGGUGAGGCGAAGGCUGUAGGCAUGGUGAAGGGACAUGCUGCCCUUGCUGCUGGACAGUGAGUGAGAUCCAUCACCACGUAUGUUGGUCUUAAGUUAGGGGUACUGUAGACAAGCCAUCCAUGAAGGCUGGAAAGCUAUGUAAAGAUUCAGAUUCCAUAGUCCAAAUGUUAUAGUGCAUAUGUUACAAAGCCA
Pseudovirgaria hyperparasitica is the source of this 1280-nucleotide messenger RNA. Its product is annotated as NAD(P)-binding protein. The transcript is spliced from 3 exons. The record is from RefSeq and is a predicted model, not a curated record. Bases 105 to 1148 code for a protein of 347 amino acids. Lineage: Eukaryota; Fungi; Ascomycota; Dothideomycetes; Acrospermales; Acrospermaceae.